Messenger RNA from Dimorphilus gyrociliatus, 1732 nucleotides. The record is from the annotation of a GenBank genome assembly. Lineage: Eukaryota; Metazoa; Annelida; Polychaeta; Dinophilidae.
GAUGGCGGUCUCACAUGUGCUUUUUGAACAUGCUGUGGGUUUUGCCCUCUUUACUGUUAAAGAAUUCGAGGAGGUUGGUUUAAUGCAACCACAAGUUGAAGAAAGCGUUUUAGAUUUGGGAAAAUUUAAUUCAGUAGUUCAGUUGCUGGCGUUUCAGCCCUUUAAAAGUCAAGCAAAUUCACUAGAUGGAAUCAACUCUAUCUCGGAAGGCGUUCUGAAUGCUGAACUGCAAGACUUUUUGGAAAUGAAUCUGCCAAAAUCGAAAAAGAAGAAAAAAGUUAUUUUGGCAGUGGGAGAUCCUAAAAUCGGAGGAGCUAUCAAUGAAGAAUUACAAGUACCAUGUCUACAUACUGGCGUUGCCGUAGAACUUAUGAGAGGAAUCAGAUUACAUUUUUCAAAGCUUAUUAAAGGUCUGGAUGCUAAAGUUAGCGACACUGCUCAAUUGGGUUUGGGUCACAGUUAUUCUAGAUCCAAAGUGAAAUUUAACGUCAAUAAAGUCGAUAACAUGAUCAUUCAAAGUGUUGCUUUGCUGGAGCAAUUGGAUAAAGAUAUCAACACAUUUUCCAUGAGAAUCAGGGAAUGGUAUUCAUAUCAUUUUCCAGAGCUUUUUUCCAUAGUAAAUGAAAACUAUAUGUUUGCAAAGGUGAUUAAAUGCAUUAAAAAUCGAAAAGACUUAACAAGUGAAUCUUUGGAAAAAUUGGAAGAAAUAGUUAUGGAUACUUCAAAGGCUACUGCGAUCAUAGACGCAGCCAAGUCAUCUAUGGGAAUGGAUAUUGCUGAAAUGGAUUUGAUGAAUAUUUUGGUAUUCGCAGACAAAGUUAUUCGGUUGGCUGAUUAUAGAAAACAGCUAUAUACAUACUUUACUGGUCGUAUGAAUGACAUUGCACCAAAUUUGAGUGCCUUAAUUGGUGAGAAUGUUGGAGCUAAACUUAUAUCACACGCUGGAAGUUUAACAAAUUUGGCCAAGUUUCCUGCUUCAACUGUACAAAUUUUGGGAGCUGAGAAAGCUCUGUUCAGAGCUCUUAAAACAAGGGGCGCAACACCUAAAUACGGGUUGAUUUUUCACUCAGCUUUCAUUUCAAAAGCUGUAGCUAAAAACAAGGGCAGAAUUUCCAGAUACCUCGCCAAUAAAUGUUCGAUCGCCUCAAGAAUUGAUUGCUUCAAUGAAAUGCCAACCAAAGUUUUUGGUGAACAUAUGAAGAAACAAGUAGAGGAUCGUUUGAAAUUUUUAGAGUCGGGUGAUAUUCCAAAGAAAAAUAACGACGUUAUGCAAGAGGCUGUUGCUGAAUUCGAGAUUGAAAAAGCAAACCAGACAAAGAAAAAGAAAAAGAAGGAUAAGAAAAGAAAAACAGAAGAAGUAGAAGAGCAAGAAGAACCUACUCCUAAGAAGAAGAAGGAAAAAAAGAAGAAGCAAGUUGAAGAGGAAGAGGAAGAGGAGGAAGAACCCACACCUAAAAAGAAGAAGGACAAAAAGAAGAAGCAAGUAGAAGAGGAAGAGGAGGAAGAACCCACUCCUAAAAAGAAGAAAGAUAAAAAGAAAAAACAAAAAGAAGAUGAAGAGGAAGAAGUUGUAGUGAAAAAGAAGAAAAAGAAAAAGGUUCAAGAAGAAGAAGAAGAAGAAGAAACACCUGUAAAGAAAUCGAAGAAGAAGAAGAGGGCACAGGAAAAUGGACAGGACGAAGAAGAAUCGAUUGUUAAAAAGAAAAAGAAGAAAAAGCAUUCUGAAAGUUAA